Molecule: messenger RNA, 2832 nt
Organism: Cicer arietinum (chickpea)
Lineage: Eukaryota; Viridiplantae; Streptophyta; Magnoliopsida; Fabales; Fabaceae
Product: histone-lysine N-methyltransferase, H3 lysine-9 specific SUVH4
Cellular component (GO): nucleus
Molecular function (GO): histone methyltransferase activity; zinc ion binding; protein binding
Source: RefSeq, a predicted model, not a curated record
AAAAAAAAUCCCAAAAUGAAAAACAAAACAAUUAAUGUAAAUGCAAAAUGGUACGAAAUAAUUCCCAAAUUUUCGGCAAUGGCGCUUCCCCUUUCCACACACCGAGAGUGGAGUUAUAAUUAUUAUUAGCAUCAUCAUCACUAAAAAAACAAAAAAAAACUCACGAGAACAACCUCUUUCUCUUCUUUCUCUCACUCUCCAAACCCUAGAAACUUCUCAUAGAAGCUACUCCUCCCGAUCUCUCUAGGCUCAAAAUUUUCAUUCUUAUUCAGGAUUCGGUUGCGAACGACUGUGGUGGUGGCGUUGUUGUUGCUCCGCAGCAUUUGAUGGUUUCUGAGAAGAGUGAAAUGAGCCCUAAGCUCAAAAUCACCGUGAAAUAUGGCGGAAAAGAAACGGAAUCGAAGGAUACGCCAAUGCAGCAGCGGAGAUCGAGUGCUAGAAUUCAAGCGAAGCAAAAAGAGGUUGAGGAGAUUAAGCUUCGGAGGAUAGCGGAGGUCGUAGAGGAGAAAGAAAAAUCCGGCGAGGUAGUGACGGCGAAGUCGAACAAGCGGAAGAAAAUUAACGACGAGGAGAGUGUGGUUAAGGAAGAGGUUGUUUCGGAGCAACAGAAGAAGAAGAAGAAAAGUCACUGCGAGGAAAGUCUGGUUAAGGAAGAGGAUGUUUCGGAGCAACAGAAGAAGAAGAAAACUAACGGGGAGGAGAGUGUGGUUAAGGAAGAGGUAGUUUCGGAGCAACAGAAGAAGAAAAAGAAGUCGCCAGCUACUGCGAGACGUGAGCUGAUGGAGGUUCGGAAUGAAGAAAUAACGGUGGGUUCGGAAAAUGCGGUUGGUGCAUUGGGUGACAAGAGCUUAACCGCUAAGGUGAAGGAUACGAUUAGGGUGUUUAAUAAACACUAUCUUCAUUUGAUUAAGGACGAGGAGGAGAGGUGUGCUAAAGCGAAAGCCGAAUCUGAGAAGAAGAAGAAAGCUGGUAAAAAAGUUUCGAAGGCUGAAGCUGAGAAGAAGAAAACUGGUAAAAAAGAUUCAGCAAAGAAAGACAUUCAACCCAAUGAUUCAAAGCACGCUGCCAAGCGACCUGAUCUGAAGGCUUUAACCAAGAUGAUGCAAAAUAAUGAGAUACUGUAUCCUGAGAAAAGAAUUGGCAACAUUCCAGGUAUUGAGGUUGGAUAUCAGUUCUAUUCUCGUGCUGAAAUGGUAGCUGUUGGUUUUCAUAGCCACUGGUUAAAUGGCAUUGAUUUUAUCGGCCAGUCUUAUUCCAAAGUGUACAGCUGCUACGAACUCCCAGUUGCAGUGGCCAUUGUUUUGUCAGGCAUGUAUGAGGAUGAUCUGGAUAACGCAGAGGAUGUUGUGUACACUGGUCAAGGUGGGCAUAAUCUGACUGGUGAUAAGCGUCAAAUGGGAGAUCAAAAAAUGGAGCGGGGCAAUUUAGCACUCAAGAACUGUGCAGAGCAAUGUGUGCCAGUUAGGGUGGUUCGAGGUCAUGAAUCUUCUAGCAGUUACACUCGUAAAGUCUACACAUAUGAUGGUUUGUACAAGGUUGUCAAUUAUUGGGCAGAGAAGGGAAUAUCUGGCUUCACAGUCUACAAGUUUCGGCUUAGGAGGGUUGAGGGACAGCCUACAUUAACCACAAAUCAGGUUUAUUUCACAUGUGGACGUGUACCUCAGUCUGUAGCAGAAAUACGAGGGUUGGUAUGUGAAGAUAUCAGUGGCGGUCAAGAAGAUGUGCCUAUUCCUGCUACAAAUUUGGUUGAUGACCCCCCUGUUCCACCCACAGGUUUCAAAUAUUGUAAGUCUCUGAAGGUUGCAAAAAGUGUUAAGCUUCCCGUGAAUGCCCCUGGGUGCAAAUGCAAAGGCAUUUGUAAUGAUCCAACAACUUGCGAAUGUGCGAAGCGCAAUGGCUCUGAAUUUCCCUAUGUAUCUAAGGAUGGUGGCAGAUUAGUUGAAGCCAAAGAUGUUGUGUUUGAAUGUGGUCCCAAUUGUGGUUGUGAUGAUCGUUGCGUGAACCGAACUUCUCAAAAAGGACUUCGAUAUCGUCUUGAGGUUUUCCGUACUGCAAAGAAAGGAUGGGCUGUUAGAUCCUGGGAUUUUAUACCUUCUGGAGCACCAGUUUGUGAGUACACAGGAAUACUUGCAAGGACAGAAGAUAUGGACAGUGUAUUGGAAAACAACUAUAUUUUUGAGAUAGAUUGCUUGCAAACAAUCAAGGGACUUGGUGGAAGAGAGAGGCGGUCACAAAAUGUACCAUUUGCUGUAAAUCUGUUGGACAAAUAUGAUGACCAAGGUUCUGAAAGUGCACCAGAGUUUUGCAUUGAUGCAGGAUCUACUGGAAAUAUUGCUAGGUUUAUAAACCAUUGUUGUGAGCCUAAUUUGUUUGUACAAUGUGUUUUGAGCACACACCAUGAUUUGCGAUUGGCUCGAGUGAUGCUCUUUGCUGCUGACAACAUACCCCCUUUACAGGAGCUGACAUAUGACUAUGGCUAUGAGCUUGAUAGCGUCUUAGACUCUGAUGGCAAGAUAAAGCAAAUGCCGUGCUAUUGCGGAGCUACAGGCUGCAGGAAGCGAUUAUUCUAAUUCUCUUACCUUUGUGUGAUAGAAGCUGUAGGUCCUUUUGUCAAUUAGAGCGGUUGUGUAUUAUUUUUGGUGUGCAUCAACACAUGGUCUCCUAAAACUUAAUUAGCUAGUGCUCUUGACAUACUUGGUUCAUUUACAGUAUAGAUUUGGGCCGAAAAUGAAAUUGUAAUUUUUUAUGUAAAUUCGAGAGAAUGGUCUAGAUUUUCUUCCCAUCAAAAUAGCCUAUUUAUUGAAUGUUACAAUUUAUUAUUUGGGUGCAAAA